This is a messenger RNA of Penicillium atrosanguineum, 588 nucleotides long. RefSeq lists its product as uncharacterized. The transcript has a single exon. The record is from RefSeq and is a predicted model, not a curated record. NCBI's taxonomy places the organism in Eukaryota, Fungi, Ascomycota, Eurotiomycetes, Eurotiales, Aspergillaceae. Bases 1 to 588 code for a protein of 195 amino acids.
AUGCGUUUCUCUCUUAUCGCGGUUUCACUGGCUGCUGCUGCCACGGCAGCUCCCAUGCCCAAUAACGACAUUGACAUCGAUGGGCUCGUCGGCGCAACCGCCGGCGUUGGUGCAGCCAUCAAGCGGAAUGCGGUGCCAGGGAGUGACUUUCAUGUCAGUCGACUCAAUGUCGUCGCGAGAGAUGACGAGGAUCUCAUCUCCGAUACCGAAGAUGCAUUCAGCAAACUCGCCGACAAGACGACCUCCAUUGCUGAAGCAGCCUCGAAGCGCAGCUCUGUUGCUGAGCAGAACACAGAGGAUAAUUUUAUUAGCCUUGGCAACGGUGCUCUUAGCGUCCGCGAUGCCGCUUCCGAAGAUUUCGUCGGAGUGAAGCGCGAUGAGAUCUCGGAUCUUGUAAAAGAGGUUGAUGAUCUCAGCAAGCUUCUCGGAAAGGACAAGCGCGAUGAGAUCUCGGAUCUUGUGAAAGAGGUUGAUGAUCUCAGCAAGCUUCUCGGAAAGGACAAGCGCGAUGAAAUCUCCGAUUAUGAGAGUGAUCUCAACGAUCUCGUCUCGGAGCUUGAGGGUCUUGCCAAACGCGACUCCAUCUAG